Molecule: messenger RNA, 807 nt
Organism: Aspergillus sclerotioniger CBS 115572
Lineage: Eukaryota; Fungi; Ascomycota; Eurotiomycetes; Eurotiales; Aspergillaceae
Exons: 6
Coding region: 1-807 (268 amino acids)
Source: RefSeq, a predicted model, not a curated record
AUGGCGGUAGCCGGGAGGCAACGGGUACAGUACACACUACACAGUACUGAGUACACACUCGAAGAAAUCGGUGGGCCAGGUGGGCGCAAAAAGCAAAAAUUUUCCUACAGUAGGAGACAAAGGGCGGCGAAGGCGAAUUUGACCCAGAGAAAGCGAGACGAACCAGAUGUCAGAUACAUAUCAUUUGAUAAUUCUAGGAAUUAUUCUGGAACAACUGGAGAAUAUACCUUCCCCAUGUAUAGCGAGGGUUUGUAUAGGUGGGAUGGGAAGUACGUAGAUACACCCACCAAAUUCUACAUACUACAUACAUCACAUUUUGCUCCAUCUCGGGGUCGAUCGUCGGAUUCUGCACUCUGCAGUACUUACUUGGUAUUUCCUCCCGUCCCGUAUACCGCCAAACUAUCCUACGUGUAUGACCUCAGCCAGUGGUAUACCGGACGUAGUUUAAGGUGGUGGACGAGACAUGGAUGUCAGAUGGUUAUCGGCAAGAUGGGUGCAGCACCGUACUUGGCGCGAACCGUCCAAACUCUGCCAAUUGAUCUUCGCGAUUUCGUCAUGGAGUCCCUGGAGGACAAUUGGAUAAACGUAGUCAGUGGAAAAGAUAUCCACGCCGGUCGUCAAACAUUUCAUACUGAUGCGACAUGGCCUGGACGAAUAGAGACCCUGCCAAUUGAUGGCUACGACGCGAGAAUAGGCAAACGCACCAAGUGUCGAGACAAUAUGACCUUUUCUGGUAAGGUAGCAGGCGCCUUCUCCUCCCCGUAUGGAUACACCGUAACUCCGUACGUUGAGGACAAUACAGAGUAA